CCGUUUCUUGAGAAUCCGGAGAGGAAGGAACUCGAUAGUUAUAAUACCAUUGCCGAUGCCGCUUACGUCAUUUACCGCCAAUGCCUUCGACUUGACGUUAGGUUCGAUUUCGUGGUCUACAUACGGCUAGGUGUAUCUCAAGGAUAAUUGGAAUGUUAUUGCUCGGGGGGAUGAUCCGGUUUCUAGUGUAGUACGUCAACAUUUGUCUACCAAUAUAAAGUGCAGAAACUACAAGAAUCAAGGACAAACUGCACCGUUGGUGGGAGGCAGUUUGCUCGCGGCUCGUUGAUGUCCCGUCCCGUCUUUCUGACCUCAUCGGCAUGCCUUCCCCUGUCAAACAGCCCAUAAAUGAACGAGUGACGACCACAUCCUAGACCAUCGUUUUCUGCCCCAUCUACUUCCAACCUCACGACACAACCUACCGGCACAAAUCCUCCAUUACCAGCACAACACUCUCAAAUCUGCCCUCAUCCCCUUUUCCAAAUCAUCCCUCACAAUGCUCAACCCCCUCCUCAUCUCUCACACCCUCUUAGCAACCACAAUCCUCCAACUCCUCCCUAUUUCCGUAGCCGCCAUCCCAACCGUUCCCAAAUCAACCACCAACCGAGCUCCUUUCAACUCUGCGAACGAAGGCCCGAUCCACGACUACACCAUCGAACCCAUAACCUUCCAAAUCCCAACCUCCCCCUCCCUCAACAGUCCGACCAUAAACGUCACCGGCACAAUCCAACAAGCCAUCCAGGCCGCCGAGAAAGUCAAUCCGGCAUGGCGCUCCGAUUUCGCACAGGCCACCAUCCAGAAAUUCAAGUCCCAGAAUCUACUAGCAGCAGUGGAAGUCGACCACUGGGACUGCUCGACCGGUGCCCCCACGGGGUACAACGACGUCUCGGAGAGUCUCUGGGCUGUGGCCUUGACUAAGGGAAAACCGAGUUUGGGACCGGGAAGGUGUGGACGGGGCCUCGCUAGGAAGGAACUCGACAGUUAUGGAACCAUUACGAACGCUGCGUAUGAGAUUUUGGAUAAUUGUCCUGUUAGUGAUGAGGCCCUGGGACCGAAGAGGUUGAUUCAUGGACAGGUGUAUUUGGUGGGGGAGUGGCAUGUUGUUAUUGGGGGUGAUGAGUGUUAG
This is a messenger RNA of Neurospora tetraspora, 1126 nucleotides long. RefSeq lists its product as uncharacterized. NCBI's taxonomy places the organism in Eukaryota, Fungi, Ascomycota, Sordariomycetes, Sordariales, Sordariaceae. The transcript has 2 exons. The record is from RefSeq and is a predicted model, not a curated record. Bases 497 to 1126 code for a protein of 209 amino acids.